Molecule: messenger RNA, 937 nt
Organism: Drosophila busckii
Lineage: Eukaryota; Metazoa; Arthropoda; Insecta; Diptera; Drosophilidae
Gene: Tim17a2
Product: probable mitochondrial import inner membrane translocase subunit Tim17 3
Exons: 1
Coding region: 162-875 (237 amino acids)
Biological process (GO): protein import into mitochondrial matrix
Cellular component (GO): mitochondrial inner membrane; TIM23 mitochondrial import inner membrane translocase complex
Molecular function (GO): transmembrane protein transporter activity
Source: RefSeq, a predicted model, not a curated record
UCAAGUCAAACUGACUAUUCGAAUUAUGUUUACACGAAAAUUAGUUCCAAUACAUACACGUAUUUCGUACAGUUGAAUAAAAAACUACUGAAACAUUGACCAUUGCGUCCAAGAGAUACUUGGACACCACGAAAUUUGAUUAGCAGUUGAAACAGACACACAUGACAAUGGUUGAAUACAAUCGCCAGCCGUGCCCCAUACGCAUUGUGGAGGACUGCGGCUGCACCUUCAUGAUGGGCUGCAUCGGGGGCUCGAUACUGCAGUAUGUGAGAGGAUUCCGCAAUGCUCCAGCCGGCAUUAUGCGCGGACUGUAUGGCGGACUGGACUCGGUGAAACUGAAGACACCAGCAAUAGCUGGAAGCUUUGCCAUCUGGGGCGCCACAUUCAGCGCUGUGGACUGCAGUAUGGUGUACUACAGACAACGCGAAGACUCCUGGAACUCGAUUGUAAGCGGAGCUGCUACGGGCGGCAUACUUGCUGCCCGCAAUGGACUCAAAGCAAUGGGUAAUGGUGCAAUAGUGGGCGGUCUGGUACUCGCAAUGAUUGAGGGCGCCGGCGUAGCCGUGGCCACCAUCUAUGCUGCCCAACCCAAUGGCAGCGAUGAAGAGAGCAAGCCACAGCGCCCGCAAUGGGAGGUGGUCGACAAUGUGACAAACCCAAACAGCAACGAAAACGCUCUUGCCGAGCUUGAGAGUCUGCUGGAGAAAUGUAAUGCCUACAAGCAGAUCAAAAGUAUUCCCAUGCCGCGCGAGAGAAGAGCACGUUAUAGGCUGCGGGAGAAUACCAUGAACAAGGUCGAGAGCAAAGCGAACAAUCAGCCAACGACGCCAUCUCUGCUGGAGCUGGUGAAACAGGCAAACAUUUUUAAUACUUAAUGCAUUUCCCAAGAUUUUUCGAUCCCUAUCUACCAAAUUAAAUAUGUAUGUAAGUGUUCUAU